Messenger RNA from Nasonia vitripennis (jewel wasp), 2001 nucleotides. Its product is annotated as facilitated trehalose transporter Tret1-like. Gene Ontology annotation, cellular component: membrane. NCBI's taxonomy places the organism in Eukaryota, Metazoa, Arthropoda, Insecta, Hymenoptera, Pteromalidae. Gene Ontology annotation, molecular function: sugar transmembrane transporter activity. The record is from RefSeq and is a predicted model, not a curated record. The transcript is spliced from 6 exons. The coding region runs from base 128 to 1621 and encodes 497 amino acids. Gene Ontology annotation, biological process: transmembrane transport; carbohydrate transport.
UGGACGUCUGUAUACCGCGCGCGAGAUACAUGUUUACGGUCACUUUCUGUCUGUGUCUCGGUGUCGUGCAUGUGCUGCUACUGGCUCUCGAGGUGCGAUACAAGUGUUGUGAGGCUCUUCCUUCGAGAUGACGGAAAAGGGAUCCAGGUUUCUGCAGUACAUGGCGGCGUCCACAGGCAAUUUGAAUAUAGUAGCCUGCGGAGCGAUACUGGGAUGGACGAGCCCGAUUCUGCCAAAAUUGGCGGAAGAUAACCCAAUUGCGCCGGACAAUCAGCUGCUAAGGCCGAUAACCAACGACGAGAAAGCCUGGAUCGGUUCCCUCGUGCCCCUUGGAGUCAUGUUCGGCAGCUUCGUCUCUGGCUAUCUUGGAGAAUGGCUGGGACGCAAGAGGUCGAUGCUCAUGAGCACGUUUCCCUUCCUGAUCGGUUGGAUCCUCGUAGGCACAGCCCACGAUAUCAUCCAGAUCUACGCUGGUCGGUUCAUCCUGGGUCUGGCGCUGGCGAUGCCCUUCACUGUCCUGCCGAUGUACAUCGGCGAAGUUUCCGAGGUCGCGAUCAGAGGAACCCUGGGCUCGUUCCUCCAGCUCUUCAUCACCUUCGGCUUCCUCUUCUCCUACUCGGUGGGGCCGUUCGUCUCGUACACGGUGUUUUGGCUGCUCUGCGCUAGUCUACACGUGGCCUUCUUCAUAGGCUUCAUGUUCAUGCCGGAGUCGCCGCAUUUUCUCCUGAGCAAAGGCCGCGAAGCAGAGGCAGCCGAGGCCCUCGCGCGAUUUCGCGGAAAAAGCCUCGACGGUGUCCGCAAGGAGAUGGAGGAGAUGCAGGCGGAGAUCGAAGAGGCCUACAGGAUAAAAGCCAGCUGGAACGACGUGUUCAAGGUCAAAGUCAACAUCAAGGCCAUCGUACUGACGAGCAUACUGAUGUCCUUCCAGGAGUUCAUGGGUAUCGACGUGGUGCUCUUCUACGUCGAGGACAUAUUCCGCGAAGCCGGUACCAGCAACACCGCCAUUUCCGCCAUCAUAAUCGGCUUCGUGCAGAUGAUCUCGUCCGUCAUCACGCCGAUCGUCGUCGACAGGUCUGGCAGGAAAAUUCUCCUGGUUAUAUCGAGCAUCGGAAGUGGCAUCACUGUGGGAAUCCUCGGCGCCUUCUUCUACCUGAAGAACAAGACGGACUUCGACACGACGACGAUCGGUUGGGUACCAUUGGCUACUUUGGUCGUCUACAUAAUCGCCUACAGUAUCGGUUGGGGUCCGUUGCCCUGGACAGUCAUGGGUGAGAUGUUCGCACCAGCCGUGAAGCCCAAAGCCUCGUCGAUAUGCGUCUUCGCCAUCUGGUCCUUCAGUUUCCUGCUGACCAAGUUCUUCACCAACGUCACACCCGACGUGGGUUUCUUCUUCUUCGCCGCCUGCUGUGCCGUCAAUAUAGUCUUCAUCGUCUUCAUGUUCCCCGAGACUAAGGGCAAGACUCUGGCGGAGAUACAGCAGAAGCUGAGCAGGGGGAGGAGUAAGGCCGAGGAAAUCGGUGAGGAGAGUUCGAUCAGGAAUUCGGUAGCUGGGGCUGAGAACAAAAUGGUCAUCUACGGGGAUCUGGGAGAGGGUAAGGAGAGAGAGUUGACGAGAUAUUAGGCUGGAGAGGAUGAGGAAUGCCGAAAAGUAUUGUGAUAUAUUGUGCGUGUAAAUAAGUGAUAUGUACAUUGAGAUGAAUGUAAUUACUGUUAGACCUGUAUGAGAUUUAGCGCGGCUGCCGUUGAGUGAUUUGAAAUCACGCGUCCACGUACCAACGAAUCGCUAAUGUGCUAUUAGCGAGUUGUUGGUAAGAUAUUUUGUAAAUAAAAAAAGAAUUUAUUUUUCAAAUGAUCGAAUUGCGCUAAGAGUGUUUCGUGAACUUGAGAAUCUGUUAGGACAAUUCUUAGCUGUAUGCCAGACAUUGAUAAUAAUUUAUUCAAAUCUUAUCGUUAAUGUUAAAAUUGUAACAAAAGUAAGAACAAUAAACGUAUUCUCUUCGA